UUGUCCUCAAUAUUUUGAAUUACCACUUGUGUUCUUGUGUGUGUGAGCUUCAAAACGUGCAAAUAGCUAUAUCUACACUCAAUUGAGCUCAACCUUCACUUAGAAUCAAUUUGUGCCAUCUCCAAAGGUAAAAUCUCAAAGCUAGUUCUUCCUAGUCACAUUUUCCUAAUAAACAAGAGCUAACAUAUCUCACAAGCUAUUGAAUCUUAUCAAUCACCAUCCUCAAAAAACACCAACCAUAAAAAUCACCUCUCUAUCGAUAUUUUUAUCGGCAAAUAUUAGUAUAUUAGUUGUUAUUUAAAUCAAAAAAAUUCUACCAUCGUCGAACUUGUACUAAUUGUUUCCGAAAUUUUCUUCCCCGAGUUUUCUUUUCUCUUUCUUUAAAUUGGUUUUUGAUCAUCGUCGCCGUCAACAUCAUCAUGACCAUCUCAAUGUCUAUGUGUAGACUAAUUAGACAACCUUUAAUAAGCAAUGUUCCAUAUAGUGGCCAAAAACUCAACAUGAGACAAAUUCAAAAGGAAAAUGUAGUUUUGGUCAUGGGAGCAACCGGGACAGGAAAGUCAAAGCUUUCAAUUGACUUAGCAAAUUAUUUUCCAUCAGAAAUAAUCAAUUCAGACAAAAUUCAAAUCUAUGAAGGUCUUGACAUAGUAACAAACAAAAUUUCAAAAGAAGAACAAAAAGGAAUACCACACCAUUUACUAGCAACACAUAACCCCAACAUAGAGUUCACAUCCAACGAUUUUCGUGAAAUAUCAACUUCGGCCAUUGAUUCAAUCACGAGCCGCGAACAUCUUCCGAUCAUUGUUGGCGGCUCGAAUUCCUACCUUGAAGCCUUAGUUGAUGAUGACGACUAUAAUUUCCGAUCGAGGUUCAAUUUUUGUUGUCUUUGGGUCGAUGUUUCAUUACCAACUCUUCGUUCGUACAUAGAUCAACGCGUUGAUCAAAUGUUUAACACUGGAAUGGUUAAUGAGUUGCGACCCUUUUAUAAUCCGAACAGAGAUUACUCAAAAGGGAUACGAAAAGCCAUUGGUGUUCCCGAAUUCGAUGAGUAUUUUCGAAAGGAAAGUUUUGUGGAUGACGAAACAAAGAAAAUGUUGGUUGAAAAAGCUUUGAGUGAAAUGAAGAUGAAUACAUGGAAAUUAGCUAGGAAACAACUUGCAAAAAUUCAUUGGCUUAAGAAUGUUAAGAGAUGGAAUAUUCAUAGGUUAGAUGCUACACCUGUUUUUAAGAAACAUGGAAAUGAAGCUGAUGAAACAUGGAAGAAGAUUGUUGCAGAACCUAGUGCUAUGAUUGUGGCACAAUAUUUAUAUAACUCAAGAAAUUCUUCUAAUGUUGUGAAUUCUUCUUCAAAUCUUAGAGUGCCAAUUUCUCAGAGUGAUCUUAUGGCUGCUGCAACAUGUUAAUUAGAAGAUGAUGAAAAUUUUGUUGAGCAAAGAAAUUAUGUAUAAUAAUAAUGAUAAAAUAAUUGUUCCAUUUUUGCUUGAGGGGGUAAUAAGGACAGUUUUGAGAGAAAAUAAAUAAAAACAGUUGUUUCAUUUUUGCAUACAAAAAAUGUAUCAUCUGGGAUGGGAUCCCCCAUUCAAUGUAGAAAUUUUAGAAUAGAAACAGAGUUUUUUUUUUCCGGAGUUAUCUAAUUAGAAUUUACUAUGAUUUGAUAACUAAAUGUACAUUUUUUUGUCAAGUUAGCAAUUAGAAUUUCACUUUUUAAAGUCUAAACAAAAAA
Trifolium pratense (red clover) is the source of this 1723-nucleotide messenger RNA. RefSeq names its product adenylate isopentenyltransferase 3, chloroplastic-like. Gene Ontology annotation, biological process: cytokinin biosynthetic process; tRNA modification. The coding region runs from base 420 to 1403 and encodes 327 amino acids. Gene Ontology annotation, molecular function: tRNA dimethylallyltransferase activity. Gene Ontology annotation, cellular component: mitochondrion. The record is from RefSeq and is a predicted model, not a curated record. Lineage: Eukaryota; Viridiplantae; Streptophyta; Magnoliopsida; Fabales; Fabaceae. The transcript has a single exon.